Messenger RNA from Schistosoma turkestanicum, 1104 nucleotides. The record is from the annotation of a GenBank genome assembly. Lineage: Eukaryota; Metazoa; Platyhelminthes; Trematoda; Strigeidida; Schistosomatidae.
AUGGGUAGAUUGAGGUUAUCGCCCCACCGUCAUGAAUGUGACCGUAACGAUGUAAAACCUCUUGAUGCGUAUCCUAGUAAGAAGCCGGUUGGUGUAACAGAUAAGAUGGCUUUUCUAAGUAUGGAAAAGAAAGAAAAAGGUGAAAAGUGUAGGCAUCAAGAUGGAUCCGAAGUGUGUGAUGAUAAAAGCCUCUUAGCUGCUCGAAAAGCCUGGAACGGUUAUUUGGAUUCGAGUAAUCAGAGGUUAAUGAGUUCAGCAAAUAUGAAUAAGGCCCAGGCAGGAUUGACUGAACGGAAUAAAGCUUAUUUUCGGAACCCUUCAGUUAGGGUAAAUUAUAUAACUGGACCUAGAGUAGAUUCUAGGAUAAGUGAUGGUGGUACAGUAACGGCUAAGAAGCCUAGGAGACAUGAUGCUACUAUUACUAAGAAGCCUAAACCUCAUGCUCUUUCGGAUGCUACGACUAGCCAUGGAAAUAGUAGCCAUCAGAACCUUAGUAGUGACAGUGAUAAUAAGGAGAUAGAAGGUGUCAGCAGUCCACUUAUAGUGACUAGUCUAUCAACUUCAUCGAAUGAGCCUCCUAGUGUUUCGACGUCAUCGGACCUCGUCACGAAGGCUAAUUUGAUUGAAGAUGCACAAGGUUUUGCAACUGUAACUGUUCAUAUUCCGGUUGACUGUCAGUCGAGUGAUGAAGAGAAGAAAGUGUUUGAUGGUAACGGCCAGUCUACAGUGUUGUGUGAUGACGAUGCUAUUGAUGAGCAUACGUCUUGUGUCUCUGAAACGGAUGCUAAUGCACACCGAAUUGACGCGACUUGUCUGACAGAACGGAAUCAUUUAGACGUUGAUAAUAAACUGGAUGUCACUGAUGUGACAAAUGAGUUACUGACGAUGACGAAUACUGAUCAAACCUCCUCUGUAUCGGGAGAUGGAUGGAUAAAUAUUGAUCCCACGUCAUGCUACUUAAAGUCUUCUGGAGACGAUGAAAUGUCAAAAUUGCAGAUCCCACCCUUGCAUAUUAUCUAUGGGUCAAGAAUUUCUGUUGAUAAUCCCGGGUCCCGACCAAGUCAAAAAGGACAAAAUUCUACGAGAAAACGUCUCUGUAUUUAG